Messenger RNA from Papaver somniferum (opium poppy), 1156 nucleotides. Its product is annotated as protein Iojap, chloroplastic-like. The record is from RefSeq and is a predicted model, not a curated record. Gene Ontology annotation, molecular function: ribosomal large subunit binding. The coding region runs from base 149 to 853 and encodes 234 amino acids. NCBI's taxonomy places the organism in Eukaryota, Viridiplantae, Streptophyta, Magnoliopsida, Ranunculales, Papaveraceae. The transcript has 5 exons. Gene Ontology annotation, biological process: negative regulation of translation; negative regulation of ribosome biogenesis.
UAUCUCCUCCCAAACUCGAAAACCCAUCCCAGGAAAGCAAGAAGUUCGUCGUGGAGGAAGAGGGAGAGCUUGUUGUUUUCUGAUUAAACCCUAACUUUAACAUUCACUAACCAGAUUCUCCUCAGCAACACUCUAGCUAAUUCAAAUCAUGCGUACACUAGCAGUUUUUCAGUCUCCCAACUUUACAUCGUGUUCAUCGUCUUCUUCUUCAAUUCCUCAGCUAUCUGUUUCUCCAGUUUCUUUCCUCCAUAUAAAUCAUCCAAAUAAAACCCUAAUUCUAAAUAAGAAAACCCAUUUCGAAACCCAGAGCACAGCUUAUCUUUCCUCUCACCAUUCCAGGUUGUUAGUACCACGUUCACAGAAACAACCAGAAAAUAAUUUAAGUGAAGAAUCCGAUGAAAUGUUUGAUGAUUUGUUUGAUAAGUAUGGGAAGGUGGUGUAUAGUAGCGGUGAUCAAAAGCCUCCGACGGAUGAAGCUGAUGAUGAUGCUGAAUGUCUCGCAUUUGCUAUUGCUAUGGCUAAGGAAGCAAGUGAGGUGAAGGCUGCAGAUAUCCGACUUCUCUUUGUGAAGCCUUUGGUGUACUGGACUCGGUUUUUCAUUAUCGUUACAGCUUUUUCACGUCCUCAGAUUUAUGCUAUUGCCUCAAGAAUAAAAGAUCUAGCUGAGGAGCAAUACAACAAAGUUCCAACUGGAGACUUUAAACCCAACUCGUGGACCUUGUUAGACUUUGGUGAUGUUGUUAUCCACAUUAUGCUCCCUCCGCAACGAGAAUACUACAACUUGGAAGAUUUUUAUGCCAAUGCAACAUCUAUUGAACUUCCGUUUGAAACCCAAUCUUCACCUCGCAAUUGAAGAGCAUCGUGAGGCAAUAAACCACAUUGAAUGGAUUCAAAUGGCCUCGGUUUACUGCUGCGGGAAUUGUUGGCGCCUUUUCCUCUUGCCUUUCCGUCAAUGUUCAACCGAAUGUACCUAAACCGUCACUAUGGUGCAAAUGAGCUGUUAUGUGCUGAAAGUUAUAUGGUGCAGUCCACUUUGCAACCGAUUUUGAUCUUCAGUGUACUGUUGUGUGUACCUGUAAGCUUAGGGUGUAAUGUCACUGUAAAUGUACAUUUAUGCACUCUUAAUUCAAUGUAGCCUCACAAACUUCUUAUGUUU